Molecule: messenger RNA, 432 nt
Organism: Aspergillus pseudonomiae
Lineage: Eukaryota; Fungi; Ascomycota; Eurotiomycetes; Eurotiales; Aspergillaceae
Exons: 1
Cellular component (GO): SBF transcription complex; MBF transcription complex
Molecular function (GO): protein binding; transcription regulator activity
Source: RefSeq, a predicted model, not a curated record
AUUUUGAACUUCCUCCUGGGAGUUCUCACUCAGGCUGAAGCUCAGCUCGAUCAGGCUCAGGUGGCGGCUGUUAUUAACCACCGUAAUCACUCGGGGAACACAGCGUUGCACUGGGCAGCGCUGAACACGCAUUUGGAGUGCGUGAAGGCGCUUGUUGGGGCGGGUGCUGAUAUCUCCAUUACGAAUGAUGCUGGGUUAGAUCCUGUGUUCCUCGCUGAGCGAGCUGAUUGGUCAACCGAGGAGCAGGGUGAGGAGCAGGAUGAGGCUGAGGCUGAAGUAAAGGCAGAGGCACAGGAUGGUGAAGGCGAUGCUGGGAAAAUGUCCAAGGGGAGACAGGUUGUGGAGUGGUUGUUGAGUUCGGAGAAGGGUAGUGAGUUGGAAAGCGGUGCUGGGGAGAAUGCUCCUGCUGCUGCGGAGGGAUCGAUGCAAUGA